AUGGCGCCUAGAUGGCCGCAGGUAGACAUUGGCCCUGAACACAUCAACGAGCACGCUACAUACCUUAAAGAAGCAUGCAACCAACUGCAGGCGGUGGACAGAGGAAGACAGAAUCAAGUACCAUGGAACACAGUACAGCAAUACCUGGCAUCGACCAUCGCGCUCAUUGGCAAGGUCCUUCGUCAACCGGCGAUGGGAGACAUCCUCCAGCAGGUCCAGGACGCAGCCAAGUGCACACAGAACAUGCAGAAGGACAUUACAAUCAUCAAGAACUCCGUAGGGCUAAGCACGACUCCGCUAAACACAGCUAACUUUACGGGAGGACGAAACGCAAAUGCUUCCUGGGCACAGGUAGCGGCGCAGGCCAAGGGCUCUGCUCCUCCUCCACCGAUGCCGCAAGGCAUGACUACGACUAAGACACAAUCCACGGUUACGGCAUAUAAAGACCGAGUAGUCACAGUAAAGCUCAAGGACCACGGCAUCUCUCAACGGUACCGAAUGCACCCGGCCGCCUGGAUCAGACAACAAGUAGAGGCUGCUAUUCACGGCAACUCAACAACUAAAGCAAUCAAAGUGGUAGCCGCACACCAACUCAAAAGUGGCGACAUUCAGAUAUUUACAAGCACAACGGCCGAAGCUACACAGUUGAAAGAGAGCAAGGGGUGGAUCAGAGGCCUCGGAGAACACGCAGAACUUAUCGUGCCAACCUUCGGAGUUAUUGCUCAUGGCAUCCCUACCAACUCCAUCAACAUCAAAGACCAGAAAGCGACUAUUCAACAAAUGCUUGCAGACAACUACACAGUGAUCCCCAACGCAAAGAUAUCCUACACAGGAUGGCUGACCAAGGAAGCCACUCUCAAACGAGCAUCCUCGAUCGUCGUUGAAUUUACAGAACCCGAAAUGGCCAACGCUGUCAUUUACGCUGGAAUGGCAUGGGAUGGCCAGAUACACCAAUGCCAACUCUACGACCGCGCCUGCAGGAUAAAACAAUGCUUCCGCUGCUACAAUUACGGCCACAUCAGCACUCAAUGUAACGCAUCCCAAGUUUGUGGCUAUUGUACAGGGCAACAUGAGACUAAACACUGCCAGAGGAAGGGGGUAGAGGGAUUCGCCCCUCGAUGCGCAGUGUGCAAAGAUGCUCAUACGGCAUGGAGCAACGCCUGCCCAGCAAGGAGGAAGGAAAUGCAGCGAGUCGAACAAGCCAAACAGAGCCGGAGUACCUAUUGGCAUGUCCCUUUGAAAGAAACCAGCGCCAAACCAGGACCUCAACAGCCCUGUACCACCAAUUCUACCAGGAAGGACCAAACUGAACCGACGUCUAUUCCUCCUCGAAUUGCCACCCAAAGGUCCGAGGACACUACUAACCACAGGGUACCAGCGAACAUCGCCCCGAUUAAUUACAUCACUGUCCUGGUCGAAGCUAUACAAGCACUCGACAAGCUCCGAAACCUAGGAUGGGUCGUACAAUUCCAAUGGAUUCCGGCACACGUUGGAGUGCCUGGCAACAGUUGA
This is a messenger RNA of Pochonia chlamydosporia 170, 1512 nucleotides long. RefSeq lists its product as hypothetical. Bases 1 to 1512 code for a protein of 503 amino acids. The transcript has a single exon. NCBI's taxonomy places the organism in Eukaryota, Fungi, Ascomycota, Sordariomycetes, Hypocreales, Clavicipitaceae. The record is from RefSeq and is a predicted model, not a curated record.